Molecule: messenger RNA, 198 nt
Organism: Acytostelium subglobosum LB1
Lineage: Eukaryota; Evosea; Eumycetozoa; Acytosteliales; Acytosteliaceae
Exons: 1
Coding region: 1-198 (65 amino acids)
Source: RefSeq, a predicted model, not a curated record
AUGAACGCCAUUGUGCGCUUUAAUGAAGUCUCCAAUGGUGGUCUUGACAUAUUCAAUUGUGCACCUAUGAAUAUCAUCAUUCACAACUCUAGCUUCAAGACCAGCUUCAUUCCAAAUGAUAGCCAGAAGAAGGGCUUCUGGGGCCAGGUCCCGAACCUUAAUCUUGAUGAUCUCCAAUUCUCGUUGAGGAAGCUCUGA